This is a messenger RNA of Oppia nitens, 1695 nucleotides long. Its product is annotated as zinc finger protein 677-like. The record is from RefSeq and is a predicted model, not a curated record. The coding region runs from base 48 to 1661 and encodes 537 amino acids. NCBI's taxonomy places the organism in Eukaryota, Metazoa, Arthropoda, Arachnida, Sarcoptiformes, Oppiidae. Gene Ontology annotation, molecular function: RNA polymerase II cis-regulatory region sequence-specific DNA binding; DNA-binding transcription factor activity, RNA polymerase II-specific. Gene Ontology annotation, cellular component: nucleus. The transcript has a single exon. Gene Ontology annotation, biological process: regulation of transcription by RNA polymerase II.
CAAUUGAAUAGCAAUUGUAUUACAAAUUAAAACAAUUUAUUGAAUGAAUGAUGACAUCAAUGGUUGUGACAAUUGAUGACAUUUUGGAUCAAUUGUGGAGUGAAAACAAACGACUUCUCAAAGAGUUAUUGUUUUCCAAUAAAUGUCUGAAUAUUUUGAAUGAAUUGAAAACUGAAUUGAAUUUGAUUUACAAGAAGUUUGAGACACAACUUAUCACUGAAGACACGUUCAAUCACUUGAGACAUCAAUUGAAUUAUAUUUGCGAUCAAAGAAGAGAUAAAGGAUUGCAUUUAAAUGAUGUCAACUUAGAUGAAGAUAAUGAACAAAGAUGUAAAUCAAAGACAACAAUGAAUGACAUAAUUAUUGAUGAUAUAAGUGAUACACAAGAUUUUGACAUUGAUUUAUAUGAAGGGAUGGUUGAAAAUGAAAGACAAGACAAAUCCACUUUUAGUAAUAUUGAGAACAAACAAGUGAUGAAUAAUAAAAUCAAAUUCAAUGAUAAUAUAAUACAUGAAGAAAAUGAAAAUGUAGUUCAAAUAAAUCAAUCAAAUAAUAUAGAAAUUAUAGAAAAUAAGACCAAAGAUAACCACAUAUUAGAUAAACAAUUGAAUGAAAGAAAAGAAAACAGAAAUAAAGAUCUUUUAAAACAUAAGUCAAACAAACAAUUAGUAAUACGAUUGAAGAAAAACAAAUGUAAACUGAAAGGCCUAACAGAUAGUGAAGAGAAAAACAAUAAAAUACUAAUAAAAACAAAGAAAAAUCAACCGAAAAGUGGAAAAAGAAAAUCAAUUAAUGACAAAAACAAUGACCAGUUAGACAAACAAAGGGUAAUUCAGUCUAAACCCGGAGGAUAUAAGUGUCUGAAUAGUGAUUGUCAGAUGACAUUCAAAACGCUUCAGGAGUAUCGUAAACAUCAGACAACUUGUAUAAUCAACUGUUCUGAAUGCGACAAAAAGUACAAAUGCCAGAAAUCAUAUGUAUUUCACCAAAUGAAAGAACACGGAUCGUCAACCAUUGAAUUGCCGUACAAAUGUGAUUACAAUGAUUGUAACUAUGAGACGGGGACAUCAUCUAUGCUUCGGCAACAUAGGAUUAAACACUCGACUGACAGGCCAUUUGUCUGUAAUAUCGACGGCUGCGGUAAGUCAUUCAAAACGAUGGUCAACUGUGAUAUUCAUCGUGAGAUACAUUCGGAAAAGAAAUAUGUCUGCACAGCUGACGGCUGUCACAGACGAUUCAAACAAAAGUCACAAUACGGCCGUCAUUUGGCUGAACACCGAUCGAAACCGACACUCAAGUGUCCCGAAAAGGAUUGUCGAAAACGGUUUUACACGGAUAGAGAUAUUUACAGACAUCGUAUCGAUGAUCAUAAACAUAAAUUUUGCCACAAAAAACUAUACAAACGGUGCGAUUGGCCCGGAUGUGACUAUUAUGGAACUUAUCUGAAUCGACAUAAGCUAAUCCAUACGGGAGAGAAAAACUAUAGGUGUGAUUGGCCUGAAUGUGGCAAACGGUUUGGCGGUAGUAAACAAAAACUUAUUGAACACAUGAAUAUUCACAAUAAUAUUAAACCGUUUGCCUGUCGUUGGCCGGGAUGUGAAUACAGGUGCGCUAAUCAUUCAAACGUUAGCAAACAUAUUAAACAAGUUCACCAAAAAUAAUGAUUAAUAAAUUAAAUAUACUCUAUAAGACUCA